Molecule: messenger RNA, 1681 nt
Organism: Nicotiana tabacum (common tobacco)
Lineage: Eukaryota; Viridiplantae; Streptophyta; Magnoliopsida; Solanales; Solanaceae
Product: serine/threonine-protein kinase 52-like
Biological process (GO): protein phosphorylation
Cellular component (GO): plasma membrane
Molecular function (GO): ATP binding; protein serine/threonine kinase activity
Source: RefSeq, a predicted model, not a curated record
UAUUACUCCUCUUCUCUUCCCUUUCUUCUUCCCCUGCACCAAACCAAAAAGACUUUGGCUUUUUCCCUCUCUUUGGCUUUAUUAAUUUAUUCCUCCCUCUAAAACUAGUAUUCACCCCUACGGAACAAUCACAAUCAUAUUACCCAAAGAAACAAUCAAAUAUUCAGGUUUAUGAACACAGAGAAAAAAGGGGAAGCAGAAAACGAAAUGGAGAAGAGCAGUGAUGGGUUUGUAAGAGCUGAUCAGAUUGAUUUGAAGAGUUUGGAUGAACAACUGGAGAAGCACCUUAACAGAGCAUGGACUAUGGAAAAGAAGAAACCAUUCGAUGAUUCGUGCAUUAAUUACACUACCGCCACCGCCACCGCCACUGCUGCUGCCCUCUCUUUAUCUUCCUCCGUCAAGCCCAAGAAAAGAUACGACUGGGAAAUUGACCCUUCCAAGCUUAUCAUCAAAAGUGUCAUUGCUCGUGGCACUUUUGGUACCGUCCACCGUGGCAUUUACGACGGCCAAGAUGUUGCCGUGAAACUACUGGACUGGGGGGAAGAGGGCCACAGAACAGAUGCUGAAAUAGCAUCACUAAGGGCAGCUUUUACUCAGGAAGUUUCAGUGUGGCAUAAGCUUGACCAUUCUAAUGUUACAAAGUUCAUCGGAGCAACCAUGGGCUCUUCUGGGCUAAAUGUACAAACAGAAAAUGGUCACAUUGGCAUGCCUAGUAACAUAUGCUGCGUCAUAGUGGAGUACCUUCCGGGCGGUGCAUUAAAAUCUUACCUUAUCAAGAACAGAAGAAAGAAGCUAGCAUUCAAAGUAGUUGUGCAGAUUGCACUUGAUAUGGCCAGAGGGUUAAGUUACCUUCACUCUGAGAAGAUUGUGCAUAGAGAUGUCAAGACAGAGAAUAUGCUAUUGGAUAAGACACGUACAGUAAAAAUUGCAGAUUUUGGGGUUGCUCGCGUUGAGGCCUCUAAUCCCAAUGACAUGACCGGGGAGACUGGAACCCUUGGAUAUAUGGCUCCUGAGGUUCUCAAUGGCAAUCCAUACAAUAGAAAAUGCGAUGUUUACAGUUUUGGCAUAUGUGUGUGGGAGAUCUACUGCUGUGACAUGCCAUAUUCUAAUCUCAGCUUCUCAGAAGUAACUUCAGCUGUGGUUUGCCAGAAUCUGAGACCAGAAAUUCCAAGGUGUUGCCCUAGUUCCCUUGCUAAUGUAAUGAAGAGAUGUUGGGACGCUAACCCUGACAAGCGGCCUGAGAUGAACGAGGUAGCAUCCAUGAUAGAGGCUAUUGAUACAUCAAAAGGCGGAGGAAUGAUUCCCGCUGAUCAACAACAGGGUUGUUUGUGUUUCCGAAAGUAUCGUGGGCCUUGAAGCUUGUAGCUCAAGCAGACAUGCAGAAGUAGGUAAAUUCUAUCUCAAUUUCCAAAUAUUUGACGAAGGAAGUGAACUUGCAGAGCCAGAAUAUUUUCGCGGUUCUAUUGGGAAGCUGUGUACAUGUAUUCUCUUGGUUGAUGUAACUAAAAGCUUAUACAUUCAUGUCUUCUUUUCCAUUUGUUUUCUUCCUUUUUUUUCUUUUUCCUUAUAAUAUAUCCAUUGUUUCUUUUCUUUUUUAUUUCUGGGAAAUUUUCAAAUAUGUCAUCAAGUUGGCUUCUGUAGGUUGGGUGAUGGAAUUGACACUGCUUUCUUCUCAUGUCAA